GUACUGCGGAGUUAGCACGUCUCCGAGUAGAGGGCAGCUUGCGGAGUCACCGCCCCGCCGUGUGUGUGAGUAAUGCAUUCUUCAUCACAGCCUCAGGAUGUUCAAGUUAGUGCUACUGCUCCUGACACUGUCAGGCCUCCAAGCUGUCCCAAUCAAAACCCCCAGAGGUUUGCAGAAGUCUUCAAGUGAUGUCCAUCAAUCUGUUCCUGAUGGCUUUAGACAAGCCGAUGCUGAUGUUCCGGUCCAAAGGAGUGGUGGUAGUUGGGUCCGUGUGGAAAAUCCUUCUCAUCUCCCAGAUGGUUUCAGACAGGGAACUGAACCCUCUAUGAAACUCAGAGAUGGCUUCAGGCAGGGAACCGAACCCUUUAUGAAACUCAGAGAUGGCUUCAGGCAGGGAACCGAACCCUUUAUGAAACUCAGAGAUGGCUUCAGGCAGGGAACCGAACCCUUUAUGAAACUCAGAGAUGGCUUCAGGCAGGGAACCGAACCCUUUAUGAAACUCAGAGAUGGCUUCAGGCAGGGAACCGAACCCUUUUGAAACUCAGAGAUGGCUUCAGACAGGGAACCGAACCCUUUAUGAAACUCAGAGAUGGCUUCAGGCAGGGAACCGAACCCUUUUUGAAACUCAGAGAUGGCUUCAGACAGGGAACCGAACCCUUUAUGAAACUCAGAGAUGGCUUCAGACAGGGAACCGAACCCUUUAUGAAACUCCAAGAUGGCUUCAGACAGGGAACCGAACCCUUUUUGAAACUCCAAGAUGGUUUCAGGCAGGGAACCGAACCCUUUAUGCCUCUCCGAGAUGGCUUCAGACAGGGAACCGAACCAUUUCUGCCUCUCCAAAGAGGCUUCAGACAGGGAACCGAGCCCUAUUACAGUUUCAUCCAAAGAGCAAAAGUAGCAUGUCAGGGGGAGAUUAUCAACAACAAGUGCUAUGAGUUCAACCCUACACCGCUGUCCUUCAAGGAUGCUCAGGCCAAAUGCAGAACUCUUGCCCCACAUGCCGAGCUUGCUUCUGUAACCAGUGGUGAUCUGCAUUCCGAUCUGAUUUCCCUGGUGACCAAGGGUGGUAAGAAGAGCCCUGUGCUAACCUGGCUGGGAGCCACAGUCGAGAACCAAGAGGCGUCAUGGGUGGACGGGUCAGAGUGGGGUUUUAGCGACUGGACGCCAGGUCACCCUAACAUUCACACUGACAAACCUGUCUGUGUGGAGAUGUUCGAGCUAGACAACAGCCGGUGGACUACUGCCAACUGUGAUCUGAAGAGAGCGUCCAUCUGUACGUACAUGAUUCCUACGUAAGAAAAAUUGCAAAGAAGCAACGUGAGACGGGCUCGCGGGUAUCAUUUCCUACGAUACCUUUGUGUCCCCUGCCACAAGCUCUGAUUGCGGAUUCUUGAAUAAAAACACAGCAUAUUA
Messenger RNA from Oreochromis niloticus (Nile tilapia), 1413 nucleotides. Its product is annotated as lectin. Bases 577 to 1296 code for a protein of 239 amino acids. The transcript is spliced from 8 exons. Lineage: Eukaryota; Metazoa; Chordata; Actinopteri; Cichliformes; Cichlidae. The record is from RefSeq and is a predicted model, not a curated record.